This is a messenger RNA of Aspergillus sclerotioniger CBS 115572, 2138 nucleotides long. Its product is annotated as MDR family MFS transporter. The record is from RefSeq and is a predicted model, not a curated record. NCBI's taxonomy places the organism in Eukaryota, Fungi, Ascomycota, Eurotiomycetes, Eurotiales, Aspergillaceae. Gene Ontology annotation, biological process: transmembrane transport. Gene Ontology annotation, molecular function: transmembrane transporter activity. Bases 498 to 2138 code for a protein of 546 amino acids. The transcript is spliced from 7 exons.
GAUGAAGAUCAUCACAUUUGUCGAUGAUCUUGCCAGGGAUAAGUCACCUUGAAACCUUCGAGACAUCUUAACGGAGCAAGGAACAGCAGUGGAGCGUGUCCAACAGCACGCCUGGCUAAUGGCCUCAUCAUGGAAUGUGUGCGCGACCGUCCGCUCUUUUCAGUUGACAUACGGAGACUCACCAGCACCCAGCUCUGGUUUGUGGUCUAUUUGGCACGCUUAGACUUUCUACCACGACGCCAUCACCUUGAAACUGCCCUCAUUCAUCCAUUGAAUCUAGUAUCCGCUGGAAUAGUAGAAUAAUUCCUUCCUUAGCGCAAGAUGUCCGACCGGCGAGUUGGCAGGGGCCGGAACGGCGUUCGGGCGCGGGCCAAUCCCAAUGCCGGAUACCCUCGAAUACUUAACAGAUCUCUCCGCUGCUGUGCCUGAUGCAAUGCCAAUUCCAGGUCAAUCAAGCUUAUAAACCUCUCGCUUGAUAAUUUACCUAGCACGCGAAUAUGGGCGAAGACAACCAGCAACCCCGUCUGCUGAAAUCGGAACCCACAUUGUGGGAGUCGAAUGAACCCGCCGACAGAACCAGCGACAACACGCACGAGCCUGAGUGGGUGGAGGGACUAGCACUGGUGAUGGUGAUUGCGGGAAUCACGCUGGUAGUGUUCUUGAUGCUGUUGGAUAUUUCGAUUGUCUCGACUGCUAUUCCCACAAUCACAAACCAAUUCCACUCGCUGGAUGAUGUGGCGUGGUAUGGCAGUGCAUAUACAAUCUCGAGUGCUGCCCUCCAACCCCUCACCGGAAAGUUCUACACGUAUUUCUCCUCGAAAUGGACCUUCCUCGCCUUUUUCGGGGUGUUUGAACUGGGAUCCCUGCUAUGUGGAGUGGCCACCUCGUCCAAGAUGCUGAUUGUCGGACGCGCGGUGGCGGGCAUGGGGUCUUCGGGGAUGCUGAACGGGGCGUUGAAUAUCCUGGCCGGAGCGGUGCCGAUUCAGAAGCGACCGGCCAUGAUCGGAGUAAUAAUGGGAGUGGGACAACUAGGUUUAGUGGGCGGACCCCUUGUGGGAGGUGCUUUGACGACCUACUCAACCUGGCGAUGGUGCUUCUAUAUGAACCUCCCGAUCGGUGCCGUCGUCGCCGCCCUCCUCCUCUUCACGCGCAUCCCGGACCAAAAGCCCAAGCCCCCUGUUCGGCACGUCCUGCAAUCCCUCUUCCUGCGGAAAUUUGAUCUACUAGGCUUUGUGCUGUUUGCGCCCGCAUCUAUCAUGCUCCUACUCGCCCUGCAAUACGGUGGAAAUAGCUACGCAUGGGACAGCGCUACAGUCAUUGGGCUGUUUUGCGGGUCAGUGGCCACAUUCCUAGUAUUUGCCGUGUGGGAACGACACAUGGGCAGCGAGGCGAUGAUCCCGGGGCACUUGGUGCGCGACCGGAUCGUGCUAUCUAGCAGUCUAUUGGCCAUGUCGAUCUUUGGUUUCACCAUGACGCUGUCAUAUUACCUGCCAAUAUAUUUCCAAGCCGCGCGGGGGAAAUCGGCGUUGACUAGUGGGGUAGAUUUGUUGCCGAAUAUUUUGUGCCAGCUGGUGAUGGCAGUGGUGUCGGGGGUAUUAACCUCGAAAGUGGGCUACUAUCUUCCUUGGGGCGUCCUAGGCGCCAUUCUCAAUGCCAUCGGCAACGGCCUCCUCUCCACCCUAUCCGUCCAUACUUUGGUGGCUACCUGGGCCGGCUACGAAGCUCUCGUUGGAUUCGGUCGAGGGGCUAUUUCCCAACCCAUGGUCGCCAUCCAAAACACGGUAACCGACACCGACGUCUCCACCGCCAUGGCCCUGAUGACCUGCGCCCAGACCUUCGGCGGCGCGAUCUUCCUCGCCGUUGCGGAGGUGAUUUUCGCGCAGGCCCUGAAGACAAACAUUCCGCAGUGCGCGCCGUCGGUGGAUGCUGCAGCGGUGAUUGCUGCGGGCGCGACGGGGUUCCGGGAGCUGGUGCCGGCCCAGGAGCUCCCCGGGGUGUUGGUGGCGUAUGCGAAAAGCGUGGGAGAGGUGUUUUAUCUCAGUGCCGCGUUGUCAGUAGUGCAGUUUGGAUUUGUGUGGGGGGUUGGAUGGCGGAGUGUGAAGAAAGGGAAGACUGAGGAAAACAAGGGAGAAGCGUGA